AUGUUCGACCAAGAUUCAGGUCAAGUCUUCAAAGAAUAUGUCAUGUCACGCGGAGCUCUCGCCGAAUCCGAUGAGAACGCUGCGGAUUGGAGUAAACGCCGACCAUAUCCCUCCUUUACAGCCCGGGGCCCUCGUGGGCCUCGUCCUUUAGUAGAUAUGGCUAUUAGUGUGCUCGCCGAUAAUAUUGGCAAGGUUCGCUCCAGGUCACAUCUCGAGGCUAUUCCGAGCAAUAUGCUAUGGCGCAUUUGGCGGUAUCUUGAGGCCAGAGGCGUAUGUCUUCAUGCUUGGAAGAUGAUUUCAAAAAUUCUCAUGGAUGACCAAGACGACAAGACUCUUGGACUGUACCGCUUCCGACAACACAUCUGCCGUCCUGGGAACGAUAUCACCCGCUAUACCGAACCUCUAACAGCACCGCCCACAGAUUUCAUCACUCAUCUUGUUCUCACAGGCGGAUGCUCUUUCAGCACUCACGAUCUUCUGUGCCUCGCUGACAUGCCUAAUCUCGGUGCCCUUGAACUCAUUCAACCGGCCGAUGAGCUCCGGACUGUCUUCCCAACUGUCUCGGACCGUCUUGUCCGGGGAUGGACAGAGAAGCCUGACCCAUUUCCCUUGCUGCGCAUAUUAAGAAUAUGGGGCGAUCAAUCGACGACGCAGGAGUCUCUCAAGUGGGUGUCCAAGUUCCCUUCUCUCGCAUUGUACGACGUCAUGGGUGCAAGGGAGGACUGGUCUAAGAGCUACGAGACCGCGACUAAGAAUGGGUGGGAACAGGAUGAUGCACCAUCUGGGUUGGAAGACUCGUUGCUACGAUAUCUCAUGUUGUUUGCACCCCUGGAAGAGACCAGGAGCAAACCCCUUCGCGAUCUUGCGGCGAGUAUCGACAGUGACUUGGUCUCUUUGUGCAGCGACUCCCGAUGUGCAGUCAAGUUUGUCCAGGAUCAUCAAGCACCGCCUCUGCUCGACUAUCUUACAGAUACAGCAAAGGUACAGACACCAUCAUGGGAUACCGAUGCCGCAUCUCGAGAAGCUCGUGCUUGUCACGGCGUGGCUUUCGAGUCUUGGGCGUUUUGGCUGUACUCCUUUCUUGGACAACUGAGUUUAGAUCAAGAUUUAGAAGCCCGUGGUGCUCGUCCCUCUACGAAAGCCGUAGCCGGUCCUUUUGUUCUGCCUUCGCGGCCACUAGCAUGCCUGCAUCUAGGCCACAGUUCUCGAUAUGGUGGUAUUGGUACAAGACCUUCCUAUGUCAGUAGAGGGUUGUUCGCAACGCGAAAGUACACUUUUACACGAGACGCUGCUGGUCAAGGUACACCGAAACCGAAACCGGCGCCGAUUCCCAAGAAAGAACCUAGCUUAGUAGCAUCGGAGCGAUCAGCGCCUGUGUUGGCAUUGAGGAAACAGAAGAGGAAGCGACUUGACGAUGUUUUAGAGGCUUUGUCGAGGUGA
Messenger RNA from Fusarium coffeatum, 1440 nucleotides. RefSeq lists its product as uncharacterized. The transcript is spliced from 2 exons. Lineage: Eukaryota; Fungi; Ascomycota; Sordariomycetes; Hypocreales; Nectriaceae. The coding region runs from base 1 to 1440 and encodes 479 amino acids. The record is from RefSeq and is a predicted model, not a curated record.